Molecule: messenger RNA, 549 nt
Organism: Selaginella moellendorffii
Lineage: Eukaryota; Viridiplantae; Streptophyta; Lycopodiopsida; Selaginellales; Selaginellaceae
Exons: 3
Coding region: 28-477 (149 amino acids)
Source: RefSeq, a predicted model, not a curated record
AAUAUUUCUGGUUUCAGUUCAAGGAGAAUGGCCAAAGUGUUUCUUCUUUCCCCCCUCCUCUUUGGCCUGCUGCUCUUCGUAGCUGAUGGAUCUCGCAACACUCAGAUGACUGACAAGGAAAGUGAUGUGACUUACAUUGUAGAGGGGCCUCGUGAAGGUAACGACAUUGCUAAUCUCAAUAUUGUCAUCUGGAACACCCUAAAACAUGGCCUCCAAGAUACGUACUGCUGCCUGAGGAACGGCUUUGGAUGUAUUCAGGAGUGUGACUCCAACAUCACAUACCACUGCUGCCUGAAGAAUGCAUUUGGAUGCCUGCAGCUAUGUGAGCCCAACGUCAAGUAUUUCUGCUGCCUCAAGAAUGGAUUUGGCAGCUGUUUGCAGCUGUGCGACUCAUCCAAGGAACACUACUGCUGCAAAAAGAACGGCUUUGGGAGCUGCACUGGAAUGUGCCCCAAAAAGGUGAACCUGAUGAAGUGAUCUGCGUUUGAUGCAACAUCCUGGAAAUUGCUGAUAUUUACAAGUUAAAUAAAGCGCAAGACUUUUACUUUA